AUGGCCUCAAGGCGCACGCCUUCUCCGUGGAGGCUCUCAUCGGGGCCGAGAAGCAGCAGAAGAAGAAGAGGAGGAAGGCUGGAGGAUGGAGCCGGGGAGCAGCCGGGGGUCCCUGAGCUCCCUGCCUGCAGCCUGCCCCCCUCUCCCAGCGAAGAUGGCUAUGGUGGAGUGAAGGCUGCAGUUGGAACUUGUAGUUCUCCCCUGUCCUCUCCUGUGGUGGCUGCUCCCGGGGGACCUGCUGCCUCUGUCAUUCGUGUGGAUCUUCAAGGAGCAGAGUUAUGGAAGCGAUUUCAUGAGAUCGGGACGGAGAUGAUCAUCACUAAGGCCGGGAGGCGAAUGUUUCCAGCAAUGAGGGUGAAGAUUUCAGGACUAGACCCUCACCAGCAGUAUUAUAUAGCCAUGGACAUAGUUCCAGUUGAUAACAAAAGAUACCGCUACGUUUACCACAGUUCUAAAUGGAUGGUCGCAGGAAAUGCGGACUCUCCUGUUCCUCCACGCGUUUAUAUCCACCCAGAUUCCCCAGCAUCUGGAGAGACCUGGAUGAGACAAGUCAUUAGUUUUGAUAAAUUAAAACUUACCAAUAAUGAGCUGGAUGACCAAGGCCAUAUUAUUCUUCAUUCCAUGCACAAAUAUCAGCCACGUGUCCAUGUGAUUCGCAAAGAUUGUGGUGAUGAACUGUCUCCAGUAAAACCGAUUCCAGCAGGAGAGGAUGAGAAAGCAUUCACAUUCCCGGAAACAAUAUUUACUACGGUGACAGCAUACCAGAACCAACAGAUAACCCGCUUAAAAAUUGACAGAAAUCCAUUUGCCAAAGGAUUUAGAGAUUCUGGACGAAACAGAAUGGGGUUAGAAGCUCUUGUGGAAUCUUAUGCGUUUUGGAGACCUUCCUUGAGGACCCUUACAUUUGAAGACAUACCUGGUAUUGCUAAACAAGGAAAUGCAGGAGCAUCAUCUUUACUGUCUGGCUCCGGAGCAGCAGCAACUCAUUCUCACUUAUUGCCAGGUUCCCCUUGUUCUUCUCCAGCUUUCCAUCUUGGAGCAAAUCCAGGUCAGCUUUGUAGCCUUUCUCCAGCAGAUUAUUCAGCAUGUGGCAGAUCUAGCCUUGCACUUAACAGAUAUAGCACUUCUCUUGCUGAGACUUACAACAGACUUGCAAACUCAACCAGCGAAUCCUUUGCAACCCCAAGGACCCCAUCCUAUGUUGGAAUGGGAGGCAGCACUACAGUAAAUAUGUCCAUGGCAGGAACUGACAAUGAGAACUAUGGGUGUCCCCAAACAAGUUUAUCAAUGCAGAUUUCAGGAAUGUCUCCUCAACUGCAGUAUCUCAUGCCUUCACCAUCAAGCAAUGCAUUUGGCAGUGGGCAGCCACAUCAAAGUUCUUACAAUGCAUUUAGACUUCAUAGCCCAUGUGCUUUGUAUGGAUACAAUUUCUCCACUUCCCCUAAACUAGCCUCUAGCCCUGAAAAAAUUGUCUCUUCACAAGGAAGUUUUUUGGGGUCUUCUCCAAGUGGAACCAUGACUGAUCGGCAGAUUCUGUCUCCUGUGGAUGGAGUUCAUCUACUAAGUGGAACAGGACAGCAAAAUUUCUUUGACUCCAGGGGAUUAGGGAGUCUUACACUAUCAACAUCUCAAGUACCUGCACAUAUGGUUUGAUGGAAAUAUUGUUAAAGCAAAUUUUUUUCUUCCAGUAAUGAACUUUAAAUUAAUUUGUUUUUCUUUGUACAUAUGUAUAUAUAACACUAAGAUUAAUGCAUUAACCUGCAAUUACAUUAUUUUUUAAAUUACUUUUUUGUAUUGUAGUUUGCUUACUCACAGAAUAAAUAUCCAAGACACAACCACUCACUUAGCCAAAGUCUUCCACUAAAUAAAUAUGUUUCUUCAGAUCAUUUGUAAUUCAUGUUUUUAUAUCUAUUCUAAUCUUAAUGAGUGACUAUUAUUAAAAUGGAUCAGUAUUUUA
Messenger RNA from Bufo gargarizans (Asiatic toad), 1957 nucleotides. RefSeq names its product T-box transcription factor 18 (gene TBX18). The coding region runs from base 1 to 1653 and encodes 550 amino acids. Gene Ontology annotation, cellular component: nucleus. The transcript has 9 exons. Gene Ontology annotation, biological process: positive regulation of DNA-templated transcription; cell fate specification; morphogenesis of embryonic epithelium. Lineage: Eukaryota; Metazoa; Chordata; Amphibia; Anura; Bufonidae. Gene Ontology annotation, molecular function: RNA polymerase II cis-regulatory region sequence-specific DNA binding; DNA-binding transcription factor activity, RNA polymerase II-specific. The record is from RefSeq and is a predicted model, not a curated record.